Messenger RNA from Uncinocarpus reesii 1704, 1041 nucleotides. RefSeq lists its product as uncharacterized. NCBI's taxonomy places the organism in Eukaryota, Fungi, Ascomycota, Eurotiomycetes, Onygenales, Onygenaceae. The record is from RefSeq and is a predicted model, not a curated record. Gene Ontology annotation, molecular function: RNA polymerase I core promoter sequence-specific DNA binding. The transcript is spliced from 7 exons. Gene Ontology annotation, biological process: RNA polymerase I preinitiation complex assembly; nucleolar large rRNA transcription by RNA polymerase I. Gene Ontology annotation, cellular component: RNA polymerase I core factor complex; RNA polymerase transcription factor SL1 complex. The coding region runs from base 1 to 1041 and encodes 346 amino acids.
AUGGCCUAUGGUUUUGCCGACAAGGGCCGACAAGUGAUUGCGGAUGAUGAUGAUUUUGGGACACAGGGGAGGACAAUUCGACAGAAGAAAGUAACCACUGAGCGACUAUCCAAGAAAUACUCUGGAAGCGAGGCGUACCAACUCUUCUUAGAAGUGUAUCAACUUAUUAUCUGGAAGCAAUGCCAUACACUCAUUCAUCAGAAGGGAUUACCGGCAGAGCUUGAGUUGAUUGUGAAAGAUCUGUGGACACUUCGUCUUCAAAAGCUUUUUGAGAGAAAGGAUGACAAUUAUCAAUCAGAUGAUACUGCUUCACAGCUGUUCAGUUCUCAGACUGAGCGGACUGAACUUGAAGACGAGGAGUACACAUACCAUAGGCGAAAGCUUAAAGAUUCGCCCAAGUGCAGAUGGAUAGCCAGGGAUGAGGUCCCUUUUCUGAGAUUAAGCCGCCUUGUGCCUCAAGACAUGAAAGAAAGACUUCCUGCUGUUUAUCACAACGUUCUUGAUCCAAAGAAUGCUCCUACUGGUGAUCAGUUCCAUCGAGCGAUUGCCAAUUCAGCUGAUCUAUAUUUUCGGGAGUUUGGAGUUACCUUUCCUUCCAUCAAUUCGCCGUUACUGCUGUUCUCCUAUAUUAAACAGCUUGCCCUACCUCAAAUAUAUCCUGCGGUAAAUCGCCUCAACGAAAUGGCGGGUUUCAAAUUUUCGUUCCCCGAAAAGUUUGGGAGAUUCAAUCGAACCUGUUUGCCGGAAGUUCAGCUGAUGAGCCUUGUGAUUAUGGCUACAAAAUUAUUUUACCCUUUUGAUGAUCUGAAAAGAUACCCACAUUCUUUGAAGGAUCCUGCUGCCCAGGUCAUGGAUUGGGACGCAUGGACCGAAGCCCAGAAAGAAUUUGAUCUUCGAGGGAAAUCUGGUGUGAGGAUUGGCAAGGGCCAUGAGAUCGAAGUUAACGAGACAGAUGUCUUUCAGAUGACACCUGUGCAGUUAGAUGAUUAUAUGGACUGGUACAGCAAGAUGUGGAUUGAUACGAAGAAAGGUGCGUUUUGA